AUGAGCAACUCCUUGGAAGAGCGUCUGAGGAUAAAUUCUAAUGCAUUCGACGGCCUGCUGUCGCUGAUACCGGCCAAAUACUACUACGACGAUAAAACGCAAGACCAAUGGAAGGCCAAAAAGAAGACCAAAGCACAAUCGAAACUGGAUAAGCGGAAGAAGUUGGAUCCAGAGCAACAAAACGAGGAGUCUGCGUCUGCGUUAGAGGUCAUGGAGGCGCGCGAGAAAAAUGGGAAGCCGGCUGUUAUUCCGGGCCAGAAGCCCUCUCGUGAACAAGAAGAAGCAAGCAGCGAGGAAGAGGAGGAAGUGGAGGAGGAGAGCACCAGCGGCGACGAGGGUGCAUCAGAGACAGGCGAAAACGCCGGCCAGGUGCAGGCGGAGCCCAAGGGUCCUGUAAAUAGCAAAAUCGAGAGCGAGCAGGAGGACGGCUCCAAGGGCGAGGAAGACGAUGAAGACUCCAUAGACGUUAUAUUCGACGACGAGGGCAACAAGGUGGAGGCCCAGCCAGAAUCCUUUGACAAGCCAGCGGCCGAGGCGGCCUCUGCAGUUGAGGACCAACCUGCCCCGCCCGCCGACUCAAAGGCCUCCAAAAAACAAAACCUUGAGAAGCUGCGCGCGAAGCUGCAAGAGAAGAUCCAGGCUAUGAAAGAAAAGCGCAGAGCCCCAGGUACACAAGUCACUGGUGCGCUUAGCUCGCGCGAGGCCAUCUUGGCUCAACGUAAACGGAAAGAAGAACUGAAGCGCAAAAGAACCGAACAAAACACUCCAAAGGACGAAGACUCUAGCGACGAAUCUAACUCCGGUUCAGACGCCGAAGGCGACUCAGAGACGGUAUCUAAAAAGAGACGCGUGGACGACGGGAUAGCCAAUGACCUCAUGUUCCAGAAUAUUGUAUUUGACGACGGAUCGCGUGCAACCUCUGAUCUUCAGCGCCUAAGGAAGGCCCGCGAAAAGAAAGGUCCUUCCAAAAACGACAUCAAAGCUCACCUCAGUGCUACAGAGGCUAAGCGCGCGAAGCUGGAAUCAGAGGAUGAACUGGUUCAGAUACAACAAAAAGAGAAGGAGAAAUGGCAGCGUGCCAUGCUACAGGCUGAGGGUGAACGCAUGCGUGAUGACGAGAAGCUGCUACGCAAAGCUCUAAAGCGCAAAGAGGCCAAGAAGAGAAAGUCUGCCGUCGAGUGGCGCGAGCGUAAAGAAGCCGUGGCCACUGCCAUCUCCGACAAGCAAAAGAGAAGAGAAGAGAACUUGCAAAUUCGCAAAGAAAACAAGGGCAAGAAGAGAAAUCACCGCGAAAAAAUGAAGCGUGGUAUUAAAGGUGUAGCGCCUACCAAGAAGAGGGCUGGUUUCGAGGGUCGGCUGAAAAGCGGAAAGAAGAAAUAA
Molecule: messenger RNA, 1380 nt
Organism: Lachancea thermotolerans CBS 6340
Lineage: Eukaryota; Fungi; Ascomycota; Saccharomycetes; Saccharomycetales; Saccharomycetaceae
Gene: RRP14
Product: ribosome biosynthesis protein RRP14
Exons: 1
Coding region: 1-1380 (459 amino acids)
Biological process (GO): ribosomal large subunit biogenesis; ribosomal small subunit biogenesis
Cellular component (GO): nucleolus
Molecular function (GO): DNA binding; RNA binding
Source: RefSeq, a predicted model, not a curated record